Exaiptasia diaphana is the source of this 2781-nucleotide messenger RNA. Its product is annotated as polypeptide N-acetylgalactosaminyltransferase 1-like. The transcript has 9 exons. Bases 822 to 2627 code for a protein of 601 amino acids. Lineage: Eukaryota; Metazoa; Cnidaria; Anthozoa; Actiniaria; Aiptasiidae. Gene Ontology annotation, cellular component: Golgi apparatus. The record is from RefSeq and is a predicted model, not a curated record.
CCCCUUGGGUUUUAGCUAUGACGCGCGAUGUUAUGUUUUUGAACCCGAGUAUGUCUAAGCAUUUAAAAAAAACUGCGUAGGAGAGAAUAUGGAGACUGUACUACCGGAAGGAUGGCUGCUCUUAAAGCGGGUUGGAAAGUAAAAUUUAGUUAGGACAGUUUUUUAGCAAAUUUUCAGGGUGUUGAUAAAUUAUCUCUGCUGAAAACACCGACUGACAUAGAAAACAAAUUAACUAUCAUUUAAAAAAAGCUGCGUUGGAGAGAAUAUGGAAACUGCACUACRAAAAGAUGGCUGCUUCAUCUCUUCUGGAAACAGACUGACAAGGGUCUGACAAUUUAAAAAAAACCCGCAAAUCACCAAACUAUCUUUAUCGAUGACAACGUGAGUGUGUUGACCACAGCAAUAGUAAUACCUAAAGUAACUCUGGACGUACRAUUUUUGAAACAGAUCUUGUUGUUUUGUUUAUAAAUUGUUAUUCAAUGAACAACCUCAUGCCUGAUUAUAAUAAUGUCUCACAAAAACUCUGCUGCMUACCACCCGUUUUCGGUCACCGGCCAAAUGACUGCAAAACAAUAGUUUUUUAACCGGCCAAAAGAACAAUUGAUACACUCUCGCCUGCUUUAGUUGAAAAGAAAGGAUACUGGCCAUAUAUCUAAUUAUUUUCAUGGACAUAUCGUUAAAUUCUUGGCUGUUGGAGUGAAAUAGAGGAAUUGCAAUAUUUUCAUGACAAUCGCAUUGGUUCAAGAUUUGUGUCGCCSAUGCUCGUUCAACUAAUUCUGGCAAUCGCCUACCAACUCACUCAGACUUUCACGCGGUAAAUAAUGUCAUCUGCCUCGCGUCAGUCAAGACAGCAUCGUCUUUUAAUCCAAGUUUUCAUUCUAACAUCAAUAUUUUGGAUUUCUGUUGACGUCUUGCUUUUUUUAACCUUCUUGAACACACAGUUUAGCUUCUUUGAGUCAGAAAACAUUGUUCCAAAUGUUGGUCCUUCAGAACAUCGUCACAGGUCAUUUAAGUUUCGCCCAAAAAUCAAUAAUAGAAAGGARUUCAGAACUGGACGUUAUGAGGCAUUUGAUAUUGAACCUGGUCUCGGAGAACUCGGUGAACCGGSCACUUUACCGAAAAAGUUGAAAAAAGCCGCAGAAAAUGUCUUUCAUAAUCAUUCAUUUAAUGUAUUGUUGAGUAACCGCAUCUCAUUGGAUAGGAAGCUGAAAGACGUCAGAGGACCAAAAUGUGUAAAGAAGCACAGUUCCUACCCCAAAAAACUUCCAACGACAAGUGUAAUUAUUUGUUUCCAUAACGAAGCGUUAAGUGUCCUUCUGCGUACUGUACAUAGUGUCCUUAACGAAUCACCUCCUCAUCUUAUCGCUGAUAUCAUUCUUGUUGAUGAUUUUAGCCAGUAUGARGACUUAAAAGCGCCUUUAGUUGAACACCUUUCUAGAUUUGAGAAAGUCAAAGUGAUACGCAUGCCCAGCAGAAAAGGACUAGUCCCUGCUCGGUUAAAAGGGGCCGCGGUAGCCAAGGGUGACGUUCUGACGUUCCUUGAUUCUCACUGUGAAGCUACACCAGGCUGGCUGGAGCCGCUUUUGGCGCGAAURGCCGACGACAGAAAGAACGUUGUUUGUCCUGUGAUUGAGGUGAUCGAGUCCGARGAUUUCAGCUAUAAAGCAUCAGAUGUGAUCUACGAAAGGGGUGGUUUUAACUGGGAUCUCUUUUUUACGUGGAAAGCCAUCCCUGAGUUUGAAAGAAACAGGAGAAAAGACGAGACUGACACGAUAAGAUCUCCAACAAUGGCCGGUGGAUUGUUCUCGAUUCAUCGUCAGUAUUURUACGACAUGGGUACUUAUGAUGAUCAGAUGGAAAUUUGGGGAGGUGAAAAUCUUGAAAUGUCGUUCAGGAUAUGGAUGUGCGGAGGUCAGAUUGAAAUUAUCCCAUGUUCUCGAGUUGGUCACGUGUUUCGCAAGUAUACAUCUCCUUACCAGUUCCCUAAAGGAACGUCAYCAACGCUGGCAAAGAACUUCAACCGACUGGCAGAGGUUUGGAUGGAUGAAUACAAAGAUUUAUACUACAGAAAGAAAUCAGAAGAAGAGAGAAAUGUUGACAUCGGUGACAUCAGUGAAAGAGUUGAACUCAGAAAGAAACUAAAAUGCAAAAGCUUUAAGUGGUAUCUAGAGAACAUCUUCCCUGACAUGUCUAGUGUAGARCCUAAUCCCCCUGCACAAGGAGAGAUCCGAAAUCUCUACAGCAACAUGUGUGUCGAUACUCUUGGAGAAAAGUCGAAAAUCGAAUUCGUUGGUUUAUAUACAUGUCACGGGAUGGGCGGUAACCAGUUUUUUACGUUGACAAAAAGUGACGAAAUCGUUUUUGAAGAUGACAAAUGUCUCGAUGCAGCGCAUGGCGAACCUGGUAGUAAAGUGGAAAUGAUCUCGUGUCACGGUCUACGAGGAAAUCAAGAAUGGAAYCAUGACAAGAAAAAGGGAACCAUAAUUCAUGUGUGGACAGAAAGCUGUUUGGAUAUAUCACAAGAUCGUGCUCAAGUAAUUAUAAACCCAUGCGAUGACUCAAAAACACAGCAAUGGCGAUUUUCACGAUACAAGAGAAAACCUACUAAAAAACCAGAAUARCUAUAGACCUUGUGWUCAAAAGYACGAUUACAGACCCUUCCAGCRUAGUUCCYAGGGCCUUUCCCCUUAGUURGGCGGGGAAGUGAACAAUGACUAGGAGACUAUUGUAUUGUCAUACCAAUUUUUUUAUCAAUAGAUAUAUUUGUUAGUUUGUUGGUUA